AUGAAGAACCACCGUAUUGUUAUAUAUUUCGUGUCUUGGGCGAUUGUCUCAGCUGUUAUUUGCGCUCUAAAUGUGCUCAACAUCAAUUGGGAAACCUCCGACUUGGCCACGGGCAUUGCUGUGGUGGUCUUUGUGACGAUCCUUCAGGGCACUGUCAUAGAAAUCCCCAUCCAAACAGUUGCCACCUUGAUUGUUGGGGGCCACAGACGCGAGGUGAUGGUAGGAGACGGAAGUCGUCUAUCUGCCAUUAUAAAUUACAACCUUUUAGCCCAUACGAAGGAGGACAUAGAAGAGUGUUUUAAGUGUAUGUACGAUGCUUACAUGGGAAAUUUAUCGCCAACAAUUUCGGCUGUGUUGGUUAGCGCUACAUCAGGGAGGAGAUUGCGAGAACACGAGUUUUACAUGAGAGAUUUCUACAGGGUGUUUAUUUUCGAUGUGUUAUAUACAGAAGGGCUAGCAUUUUCAAGAGGAGAUUACAAACUGGUACACCCUUCCAGACUAGAACAUUUUUGGUCUUGGUAUAAACAUAUAGAAAAGUCUUAUUUUUUAAAUGAUAUUCUGCGAAAACUAUGUAAUUCGCGUUGUGAUGAGUUCAUGUUGGUUCAACGCAACAGUCGUGUAUUGAGAAAAUGUGGACAAUACCAGGAUCUUAUGCUGCUAUCGUAUGGCGAACGCUUUGCCUUCACAUACUGCGAUCAGACCCAUUACGGCCGCAACGCUCGUGCUGAAGGUGAUCAGCUUUUCCUUCCUCACAAAGACGUGGACAAUAUAUGUGGCAGGAAGUUCGACUACACUGUAGUAGCGGACGGCGACACCGGUAUACCAUUCGGAUGUGUCUUUAAAUUGUUGGAUAUUGCAGACGCCAAUCCCACUCGUGGCAUCAUCCAGCCUGCAGUUACAAUGGAAAAUCAGUCUCCAGAAGAGGAUACGAUAUUUAUGUACUUGGAAUCCGCACGGCACACAUUGUUUGAACCUAUGAGCAAUGCCAUGAACGCGCUACUUAAUAGGUGCUCAUUCUAUGGCAAAGGUCUUAUCCGUAACGCCACCUAUAUAGAAAGGGUGAUCGGCCGGAGGGGUAAACUGAUCGAACUUGUCCCAAUCGAUAUUCUUAGUCACGACACAUACGAAGCUACUGUUUUGAAUCCGUUGUUUGUAAGUACAGUGGCCUUCUCGGAGCAGCCACCCCUUAAUUACAUUUCUUGGAAUAUUCGGGAAAGACGAUGGAACAGAGGAGAGAUACUAAACGCCAUGUACUUCUGGGAGUGGGCAGUAGGGAUUCCAUUGAGAGGACUUCAGCGAAUCUUUCGGCGGAAAGAGUAUGUGAAAACUAAGAGGAGAACUGCUCCGAAUCACGACUUCGUGUCAUCCUAUGUCGCACAUUCGCCACUGCGUCAGAUGCUGAUGAAACCCUUCCUUCUCGUUUACAUUCUCAUCCACGUAAAUCUUAACUUGAGGUAUCAAUGGGCUCCUGUCAUUGCUAUUCUUUUCCUCAUAAUCGUCUUUCCUAAGUUUGCAGUAUGCAGAAGAUACAACAUCAAAUUCGUCUUUGCAGAAACCUUCUUAUCCGUCAUGCAGUUCACACCGGAAGCCAUAGUAGGAUGUGUGCGCAUUGCCCGAGCUUUUCAUGCAAAUGUAUCUGCACAUGUGAAUUGGGUGCCUUCGAGGCAAGUAGAGAGUGAAUUUCGGGAAUCCAACCCUUUUCUAAAGUCAUUUAUCCAUCUAGGAUUUUACUCAGUGGUAGCCGUAGCCGUAGCUGUUGCUGUUUACAUCGUCCGCCCAGACGGUGUUCUAGCUUACUUCCUGUUAGGUGCAGUAUUUGCACUUCCGAUUUUCGCCGGAUGUACUGCUGUCCGCUAUAAAACGCUGAAGUCAUUGAAGUGUAGGUGUAGCAGAAACUUCCGGUAUUUCGGACGGACUCGUGGCAGGGUUGACCCCGAAACUGACCUUUGGGUCACAAGACUUCCAGAUGUUUACACGCGCGGGUCAAAUGCAUCGUCUUAUACAACUACCACUGCCUCUUCCCUCUACUAA
Molecule: messenger RNA, 2031 nt
Organism: Mizuhopecten yessoensis (Yesso scallop)
Lineage: Eukaryota; Metazoa; Mollusca; Bivalvia; Pectinida; Pectinidae
Exons: 1
Coding region: 1-2031 (676 amino acids)
Source: RefSeq, a predicted model, not a curated record